AUGGGAGCCUGCAGCUCUUUCAUCCCGAAUGAAGAAGCACAGGAGAAGGCGAUAGCUAUCAAGAGAAGCAGGUCGGUCAAUUGCGAGAAUCGAACUUAAAAUGUCAUUUUUCAGAGAAAUCGAGUUGACACUUGUGAAAAAGAAGAAGGCGGGAGUCCUCGAGCAAUCGCUUCUACUGUUGGGUCCCGGGGAAAGCGGAAAGAGCACAGUCUUCAAGCAAAUUAGGUGCGUUUCCGUCCAAUGUAUUCCACCUGCCAAACACCCCCGGGCUUCUCUUUUCUGUUGAAAUGAUCUCUCCUCGCUCCAAAAUAUCACGGGCCGUGAAUUCGCGCGUGAAGAAUGCUAAUUAGAAGCCCAGAAAGGGUACGUAUUACGACACGACGUCAUAGAUUUUCAGGGCAAUGAGCGGCAGCUACACCAAGCACGAAUUGCAGGAGAAGAAACUUCAGAUCAUGCAGAACAUUUGUGCGUUCACGAGAAUCCUUUUGGAUUACGCCAGAGACAAUUGCCUCGAUUUUCGACCAGAAGACGCGGAAGUGAGAGAGAAAGGGAUAGAAAAUGAGACAGAAAAAUGAUUCAGCUCUUCGAAAGAAUGUACUACAAGCUGCGGUCGUUCAUUGAGAAGGGACUUGAUCUGAAGCCGGAUAUAGUGGACGGUCUCAAAAAGUUCUGGGACACGAAGGCCAUUCAGCAGGCGUACGACAAGCGGUACACUUUCCAUUUGACUGACAGCGCUGCCUAGUGGGUUUCCAUACCUCAGGCGUAUGUGAAUCCAACUUUUUGUAGCUUCUUUGAAAACUUGGACCGGAUAAAGGAGCCUGACUACGAACCGACGAACCAAGAUAUUGUGCACAUCCGAAUGCCGACCGUGGGCGUCGUCGAGGCCGAUAUCCUUCUGAAAAACAUCAAACUUUCGAUUACGGACUGUGGAGGGCAACGCUCCGAACGAAAGAAAGUCAGUUUGAGAGCGAACAUGUGACAGACAAUCAGCGAUCGAAUUAUUUCAGUGGCUAAAGUACUUUGAAGACGUACAACUCGUUCUCUUCGUCGCUGCGAUCAGUGAGUACGAUCAGAGAUUGGCAGAGGACAACGAUACGGUAAGUGAAGAGAUUACAAGGUCAUUUACGAUGGAAACUGAAUUCAGAACCGAGUCGAAGAAGCUUUGCGGCUGUUUUGGACAUUGUUCAGCAACAAACGGUACUUCCAAAAAUCGACAAUCAUUCUUUUUCUCAACAAAAAUGACAUCUUCAAAGAGAAAGUCAAAACCGUCCCGAUCAAAAAGUACUUCCCAAAGUUUGAAGGUAAUUCAUGAACUCAAAAGUUCCCGGCCCCCAACUUCUUCAUCUUUAAGGCGAAAACACUUACUCAGCCGGUGUGAAGUUCUUCCGAAACCAGUUCAAAUACGGAAUAGACGAACAAUACAGAAAGAAAAUGUGAGAUAAAUGAACAGCUUCCAGACAAAUUGUCAGUUUUAGGUACGUCCACGAGACGUGCGCAAUCUCCGACCAAGUUCAGCUGAUUCUCAACACGGUCAUAGACAGUGUCGUCCAGGAUAACCUCAAAGACACGGGAAUGAUCUGA
Messenger RNA from Caenorhabditis sp. 36 PRJEB53466, 1581 nucleotides. The record is from the annotation of a GenBank genome assembly. Lineage: Eukaryota; Metazoa; Nematoda; Chromadorea; Rhabditida; Rhabditidae.